UGUUAAACGUGUUGACGCGUAAAUAAUUGUGCAGGUCCAUAGAAAAUAUUUUUCGGACUUGUUUAAUGCUGGAUUAAAGCUCCGGACGUGCUCCCCGCCUCCAAAUUUUUGAGAAAAGGAGUGAUAGUGUCGAUGUCGACCGGUCCCACACUAAGUACCAGCACAUCGAUCCCCCAACUACCAGCUCAGCAACAACCUCCACAACCAAAACAACAGCCCCCAAUUCAACAGGUGUACCAUUCUGAUAACCCAGCAACUAUGCAACGGCAAGUAGAACAGGAACAACAUACUGCACAUCACCAGCUUCAGCAAUCAAACACGAAUACUUUGUCUGACCAGCCCAAUGCUACUUUGGCAAACAUAAAAGAAAAAACACCAAUAAGCUUGGUGAAUGAACUAGCAACAUACAACAGAGUCCAACACCAGUUACAGGCUGAUAGGGGAGCAGGGACCUGCACAUCAAAAAAUCUUCACAGUCACCCUGAAGUUAGGAAACGAGAAAUACGUAGCGAAAGGUCCUAGCAUCAAAGAUGCCCGACACUCUGCAGCUGCCCAGGCCCUGGAAAAGACCAAAUUCAAGUACCCUCCGCCGAAAACUGUCAGUAAUAGCCCUGGAACGCGGCCUUCUAAUCCUGGCGUCGUCACUUCAACAGGGUAUCUAACCCAGACAGGGUUCUAUACUCUACCCUAUAACAUGUACAAUGCCCAACAACAGCCACAACGUUUUCCGUACGAUGGCAGGCGCAACAAAAGGGGCCACUAUCCGCACCAUGACAACAGGUACUACGGUCAGUUCAGGCCCGUCGCUCCGCUUAAUCCUGGGGACCCAUACGCAGUUCCACUGAGAGUGAGUGAAAGAGAGUACCCUGGACAGGGAUACCCUGUGCAAGCUGCCUGGCAUGAUGCUGCCGCCAAGGCGAUCGACCAUAUCAAACUUGAACAAAACGAUGGAAGUCCAAGUUGCAGUGUAGACAGUACAGGCCAAAUGCAAAAUGAAGGCGAACCCUCUGCACCAGAGAACGUGUCUAGUGAUCUCACCACUGAUCUGAAAUCGCCAAUCUCUUUGCUCUACGAAAUAGCGAUUCAAAUGAACCUGAACGUUACAUUUGAAGUAAUAAGCGAACAGGGUCCACCGCAUAUGAAAGUGUUUGUAACUGAAUGUCGUGUGGGCAACUUUGUCGCUGAUGGUGAAGGCUACGGAAAGAAGAUAUCCAAGAAACGUGCUGCUGAAAAAAUGUUGGAAGAGCUCUCCAAACAGCCUCAUUUACUGGCUAUUAUGAAUAACGCUCAGCUUAAACCUGAACGAGAACUUAGCCAUAAGAAAACGAGAAAUCUCAUCAAGGAGAAUCAACAGGAAUACCAGGCGCCCCAGUGCAUUGGUGGCAGCGGAGGACGGCAGUUGGUGCCAGGCGUCUUGCCAGUCACUGAUCAGUCGUCCACAGGUUUCCAGAAGCAGAAAGACGUAGCUGGAGGAGACAAACCGAUUCAGGUUCAACAGCAGCAGAUCAAGGGACCACCUCCCAUUCAGGUGACUUUUGUGGAGGAGAAUCAACAGCAACACCAGGUGCCCCAGUGCAUUUGUGGCAGCGGAGGAUGGCAGUUGGUGCCAGGCGUCUUGCCAGUCACUGAUCAGUCGUCCACAGGUUUCCAGAAGCAGAAAGACGUAGCUGGAGGAGACAAACCGAUUCAGGUUCAACAGCAGCAGAUCAAGGGACCACCUCCCAUUCAGGUCACUUUUGUGGAGGAGAAUCAACAGGAACACCAGGCGCCCCAGUGCAUUGGUGGCAGCGGAGGACGGCAGUUGGUGCCAGGCGUCUUGCCAGUCACUGAUCAGUCGUCCACAGGUUUCCAGAAGCAGAAAGACGUAGCUGGAGGAGACAAACCGAUUCAGGUUCAACAUCAGCAGAUCAAGGGACCACCUCCCAUUCAGGUGACUUUUGUGGAGGAGAAUCAACAGCAACACCAGGUGCCCCAGUGCAUUUGUGGCAGCGGAGGAUGGCAGUUGGUGCCAGGCGUCUUGCCAGUCACUGAUCAGUCGUCCACAGGUUUCCAGAAGCAGAAAGACGUAGCUGGAGGAGACAAACCGAUUCAGGUUCAACAGCAGCAGAUCAAGGGACCACCUCCCAUUCAGGUCACUUUUGUGGAGGAGAAUCAACAGGAACACCAGGCGCCCCAGUGCAUUGGUGGCAGCGGAGGACGGCAGUUGGUGCCAGGCGUCUUGCCAGUCACUGAUCAGUCGUCCACAGGUUUCCAGAAGCAGAAAGACGUAGCUGGAGGAGACAAACCGAUUCAGGUUCAACAUCAGCAGAUCAAGGGACCACCUCCCAUUCAGGUUAGAUUUGUUUACUAUCCGAGCCGCUCUUGCUAG
Molecule: messenger RNA, 2368 nt
Organism: Acanthoscelides obtectus
Lineage: Eukaryota; Metazoa; Arthropoda; Insecta; Coleoptera; Chrysomelidae
Source: the annotation of a GenBank genome assembly